Messenger RNA from Humulus lupulus (European hop), 3334 nucleotides. RefSeq lists its product as uncharacterized. The record is from RefSeq and is a predicted model, not a curated record. Gene Ontology annotation, biological process: mitotic chromosome condensation. The transcript is spliced from 12 exons. The coding region runs from base 59 to 3169 and encodes 1036 amino acids. Gene Ontology annotation, cellular component: condensin complex; condensed chromosome. Lineage: Eukaryota; Viridiplantae; Streptophyta; Magnoliopsida; Rosales; Cannabaceae.
UAAUAGUCCGCUCCGCGAAGUAGAUCCAUCAUCCAAAGACCGAGACUGAAAGAGAGAAAUGGCUGAUGAAGAGAGCCAUUUGACGCAGAAAAUCGCCAAAAUCCUCGACGAAGCCUCUGCCUCCAGCGCAAACCACAACCGCAAACUCAAGGACCUCUCAUCCCUUCGUUCUAAGGCGACAACCUCUUCCUUCUUCGUUCCAUUCUCCAAAACCCUAAUUCCCCUCUUCGCCUUCCAGAGGCGAGCGCCCUCCGCCGAGCGUGUUGUCCGCUUUGUCUCGGCCUUCGCAACCUACAGAGAUCCCAACCACAAUUCAGAGUGCGAUGCCUUCUUGGAGGGCUUUCUUAGGUUCCUCCUCGUUGGCAGUGCUGCUGCCAACAAGACGCCCAGGUUCCGUGCCUGCCAGAUUUUUUCUGAGAUUAUCAUGAGGUUACCAGAUGAUGCAGAAGUAGCUAGCGAGCUAUGGGAUGAGGUAAUAGAAUGCUUGAAGCUCCGGGUGGUGGACAAGGUUCCUGUGAUUCGUACUUAUGCAGUUCGGGCUCUCUCUCGAUUUGCAAUUGAUUGUGAGAACAGUGAUGUCCUUGAUUUAUUUCUAGAGGUGCUUCCUCUGGAACAAAGUGCGGAGGUGCGUAAGACUAUACUGCUAUCUCUACCUCCUUCCAAUGCUACUUCACAAGCAAUUAUUGAAUGUACAAUGGAUGUUAGUGAAUCAGUACGCAAAGCUGCUUACUAUGUUCUGGCUGAUAAAUUUCCUCUUCAAAGCCUCAGCAUCAAGCUCAGAACAGUUAUUCUUCGGAGAGGACUUGCAGAUCGUUCUACUGCUGUUUUAAAGGAGUGUCUUAGAUUGAUGACAGAUGAGUGGCUUAAUAAAUGCUGCAAUGGAAACCCUGUACAGUUUCUCAAGUAUCUUGACGUUGAAACAUAUGAAUUGGUUGGCGAGUCUGUGAUGCAGGCAUUGUUAGAAGCUGGCUUAAUUCAAGUACAUAAUUCUGAAAGUAUCCAACAAUACAUAUUAUCACACAGUGAGACUGGUGAAGAUGCUGAGGAUUCCACCCCAAACAUUGAAUUGAUGGAAGCAGAAGAUGCUCUUUAUUGGAAGAUGGUAUGUAGGCACUUGCAGAGAGAAGCACAGGCAAAAGGUUCAGAUGCUGCCUCUACUAUGGGAACUGAAGCUGCAGUGUAUGCUGAAGAGGCUUCAAAGAAUAAUGACCUUCUUGAGAGGAUUUUACCUGCAACUGUCUCUGACUACAUAGAACUAGUCAAAGCUCAUAUGAAUGCUGGACCAAAUUAUCGGUUUACAUCUCGACAGCUUGUAUUGCUUGGUGCAAUGCUUGAUUUUUCUGAUUCUACAAACAGGAAGGUGGCUAGUGAAUUUGUGAUGGAACUCUUGCACAAGCCUUUUGACCAUGAAAAAGAUGAUGAUGGGAACACUGUUGUUCUCGGAGAUGGAAUAAAUCUUGGAGGAGAUAGAGAUUGGGCUGAUGCAGUGUCUGGAUUGGCAAGGAAGGUGCAUGCAGCAAGUGGUGAAUUUGAAGAAGUUGUCCUUAGGGUUAUAGAAGAGCUAGUUCAGCCUUGCAGGGAGCGAACAGCAAAUUUUAUGCAGUGGAUGCACUCCCUUGCUGUGAUUGGCCUUCUCUUAGAGAAUACAAAAUCCUUGCGUUGGAUUCAAGGGAAAGCUAUUGAACCGACUGAACUACUGCAAUCUAUAUUGCUUCCUGGGGCGAAACAUGUGCAUUUAGAUGUCCAGAGGAUUUCCAUCAGGUGUAUUGCACUUUUUGGGUUGUUAGAGAAGAAGCCGAGCAAAGAAGUAGUUAGGCAGUUAAGGCUAUCAUUUGUUAAGGGCCCAACUCCGAUUAGCAUAAUGGCCAGUAAGGCAUUGAUUGAUCUUGGGAUGUGGCAUAAUCCUGAGGAAGUUGAUAGUGCUUUGGGACUGGAUCUUUUAUCAAACUGUCAAGAGAAUGAGGUUUCAUCGAGUCCGAUAACAUUUUUUGAUGAGGAAGGAAGCUUGAAUAUUAAACUACUUGAUCUCUUAUAUGCUGGACUUGUUAAAGAUGAUUGGGGUGAUUUUCUAGCAAGUGACGAGAACGAGUCAGUUCAGACUGUUCUCGGAGAGGGAUUUGCGAAGAUUCUUCUUUUGAGUGAGAGCUACCCAAGCAUUCCUACUUCUUUACAUCCCUUGCUGUUAACCAAGCUUAUUAGCUUGUAUUUUAGCAGUGAAACCAAAGACUUGCAACGGUUGAAACAGUGUCUAUCUGUGUUUUUUGAGCAUUACCCUUCCCUCUCAGCUAAUCACAAGAAGUAUUUAUCCAAGGCUUUUGUUCCAGUCAUGCGCUCUAUGUGGCCAGGCAUUGAUGGAAGUGCUGGAGCUUCUACCAUUGCUGUGUCUAAUAUGCGCAAGCGUGCUGUCCAAGCAUCACGAUUUAUGUUGCAGCUGAUGCAGGCUCCUCUUUAUAGAAAGGAUAAUGAAACAGAGGAUGUAAAUGGUAGUAGGGAUCUCCCAGAUGUUCGAGAUGGUGUGGAACCUCUACUCGAGUGUGGUGAGGAGGGGCUCGCAAUACGCAUAGCCAUAGAGGUGGCAAACUUCCCCAAAAAGAAGACCUCUGCAGAAAGGGCGUAUAUAUCAGCUAUAUGUAAAGUACUUGUUCUGCUUCAUUUCCGCUCAUCUGAACAAGUUGCAAUUAAGUUAAUGAGGAGGCUUUUAGCUUCCUUUGUGGCAUCUGUAUCAACAGAGAGGGAUCUUGUUAAGGAGUUAAAACGGAUGACUGAUCAUCUUAGUGCAGUUGAUAGACAUCCAGAUGAGCAACUCCUGCAAGACCAAGCUAAUCUUAUAUUUGGGAGGUUAGAAGUAGACUUCAAUUUGGAUCCCACAGGUUCAGUUGAUUUGGUGCAAACACCAGCUCCUCGGUCUACUAAGCCAACACGAGCCAAGAGACGAGUGAGGCAGCAAGAGACAUCUUCUGAUGAAGAAGAAAGUUCACCCACCUCCGUUGUUCCUACAGCUAAUGGCACAGUAAGCAGGUACUCUGAAAGGGCAAGUAAGACCGCGGCACUAACAAAGAUUACUGCCAGCAGAGUCCCCAGGGUGGCUGAAGAUGAGAUUGCAGAGGAAGAAGAAUCUGAUGUGACAUCUGAUGAGACUUCAGAUGAAUCUGAUCAGCUCAGUGAAUAAGCCUUGGUAUUUGUUCUUUUGGACAUUCCUUCAGACUGUUGUAUGUUUGUAAUUGUGGUUCUGUAUGUAUGCGCAAAAUGGAAUUCUCUAACAUGAAUGUUACUUUGGAGUGGGACUACUAAUGGUUGAUUUUUAGCUGAAUGUUACAAGCUGUGAUUUUUUUCA